AUGGCGCCUCCAAUCCUUCCUUUCAGGGAUGUCAAUUUACAUGCAUCCCCUUCCCACUAUGCCUUUACUUCGCCCUCGUCGCCCCAGGCACCAACCCUUGUGGUAGACAGGCCAACUGGGGAUCUCCGUCUCAAUGACGGACCGCUCGCUGGUGCGAAGCGUAUCUCUAGCAUUGCUGGAAUCCUUGGUAUUCUCAAGUUGAAGCUAGACAAAUACCUCAUUGUCAUCACCAAAGCGCAACCCAUGGGACGACUCCGUGGCCACAUGGUGUACAAAGUUGCUGCAACUGAAUUCCUGCCGAUGCGUGAUCGCCCACUCCAUGAUACCGACGAAGAUACCUACCUUGCGCUGGUCAAGAACCUGCUCCGCACCGGCCCCAUGUACUUCUCCUACUCCCUUGAUCUCACAAACAGCUUCCAGCGCCAGUCGCAGAGCCCCGCCGAUCUUCCAAUGUGGAAAUGCGCUGAUGAUCGUUUUUUCUGGAACCGCUUCAUCCAGUCCGAUUUGAUCGACUUCAGCCUAGGGGAAAGUGACACUGGCGGCAUCCGGUAUGGCCCACAACCUGGUGUUGAUCCCUAUAUCCUUCCUGUCAUGUUCGGCAUGCUUCGCAUCACCCCUGCUCGAGUUAAGUCUACGUCCUUCACAUUCGCACUCAUUACCCGUCGAUCCAGACACCGUGCGGGAACACGAUACUUCUCUCGGGGAAUUGAUGAGGAAGGUCAUGUGGCGAACUAUAAUGAAACAGAGCAAAUUGCGAUUCUCAACGAUGCAACUGGUGGAAUGUCAGGCUUCGCUGGGGGGCAGUCCAUGUCCAGUGGCAAGAAGGGCCAGGAUCUCCAGGUGUACUCCUUCGUACAGACUCGUGGUAGUGUCCCCGUGUUCUGGGCUGAGGUCAACAACCUCAAGUACACACCAAAAUUGCAAGUUCGGGGAGUAGAUACCGCUGUUGAAGCUGCACGCAAGCACUUUGCGGAGCAGAUUCAUCUUUACGGAGAUAAUUAUCUUGUCAACCUUGUCAACCAGAAAGGCCGCGAGGAGCAAGUUAAGAAUGCAUAUGAGCAAAUGGUUCGCACUCUGAUCUCAUCAGCUCAAGAAAGCACCGUGGCUGAUGAGAAGACGCCCGAAAAGAUUCACACUUUAGAACCGGGCCUGAAGCGCAAAGAUAUGGAUCGGCUACACUACGUGUAUUUUGAUUUCCACAACGAGACUAAGGGUCUUAAAUGGCACCGCGCUGAACUCCUCAUGGGCCGCCUGCAAGAGGGCUUGGCGCAAGGCGGUUACUUCCGUGGCGUGGAAGCUCCCGGUGCUUCAGGUGGACAGCUGGAUAUUCGGUCAACACAAGGAAGCGUUGUACGCACCAAUUGUAUGGAUUGUCUUGACCGAACCAAUGUUGUACAGAGUAUGCUCGGACGCUGGGCUCUCAACCGACAAUUGACGGAUGCUGGCAUCCUUCGCACUGGGGAGAAUGCCAACGAUGACGAAGAAUUCGCGGACUUGUUCCGGAAUAUCUGGGCCGAUAAUGCUGAUGUUGUUUCCAAGUCCUACUCGGGCACUGGUGCUUUGAAGACCGAUUUCACUCGCACAGGCAAGCGUACCAAAGCUGGCGCAGUCCAAGAUCUAAGAAACUCAAUCACACGAUAUGUGCGCAACAACUUCAUGGAUGGUCCCCGCCAGGAUGGAUUCGAUGUUUUCUUGGGAACCUAUCUCCCGUCGGACUCAAUGGCAGUGAACAUCCAGCUGUUCUUUGACCGACGGCCGCUUGUGAUCCAAGCUAUACCCUACGUAUUCGCGGCAAGUCUGUUCAUGGUCCUGGUCGCAACCUUUACACGUCGGUUGCCGGAUGCUGCAGUAUGGCCACUUCGCCUUUUCACGAUUUUCUGGCUGAUUAUCGGCGCCUAUUCCUUCUACUUCAUACAUGGACAUGGCAUGCUUUACGUCAACUGGCCGAAGCUCAACACACCCAUUGCCGGCGCUGAAGGAUAUCAGGAUGCUAUGAUCAAAGCCCGAUCUGACCCGAUCAUUGGCCAGUGGCUUCCUUCAAGACGACACCAACGUGGCGUCAGCAAUGCUCGCCUUGUCUUCCUCGAGGAAGGAAAGACUCGCAUUGAAUAA
Molecule: messenger RNA, 2112 nt
Organism: Penicillium odoratum
Lineage: Eukaryota; Fungi; Ascomycota; Eurotiomycetes; Eurotiales; Aspergillaceae
Product: putative phosphoinositide phosphatase (Sac1)
Exons: 3
Coding region: 1-2112 (703 amino acids)
Biological process (GO): phosphatidylinositol dephosphorylation
Cellular component (GO): endoplasmic reticulum
Molecular function (GO): phosphatidylinositol-4-phosphate phosphatase activity
Source: RefSeq, a predicted model, not a curated record